AUGGCGCCUCAAACAUCGCGACUUCACGAACAGGCACUUCACACCUCCGCGCUCGAACUCAAGUACGAACGCAGCUGCAACCUUGUGGAAAUCAUCGCGAAAGACGAAGACCUACGCCGCUUACGCUUCGACAUACAUAUCCUGAAGGACGACAAUGACGAACUCCGCGAAUUGCUAGCACAGGAAGAGGACCGAUCGGACAACUUUGAGAAAUUGGUCACGGAACAUCUCGCACGCGCACAGUCUGCUGAGACGCGUCUGCAAGAUGUGGAGGAUGUGUUGAGGGAGAAGGAGCAGGAGGUCGGGACAUUACAUGCCGAGAGUCGCGCGUUGCAGUUGAGCGCAGCUGAUUCGGAGGCGUUUUUGACGGAGAAGCUGGCAUUGACAAGGGAAUUGUCGGUGUUGAGACCACAAUUGGAGCACCUCAAAGCACAGGCGGCAUGUACCGAGGCGUUGAUGACGGAGAAAUUGGAGCUGCAACGACAACUAUCCGACACGCAAUGUGAGAUGGAGAAUGCCCGUCGUGACGCAAAGCGCGCAAUGGCCAAGCGUCGCAACACUGGUGUGGAGAUUGCACAAGAAGAGCAAGUUGAACAAUUAAAGCGCGAGCUCGCCAAGGAGAAGCGCGCGAGACAACGUGCUGAAGAAGCUGCCGACGUCACGCAGAUGGACGUCGGUCUGGAUGAUGUUCGGAAGGAGUUGGCGAGAGAGAAGCGCGCAAGACAGAAGGCGGAGGAGGAAUUGGAGGCUGCGCAGGAAAACACCCAGGUCGAAGACGUCCGCAAAGAUUUGCUCAAGGAGAAGAAGGCCAAGCACAAGCUUGAGGCGCAGAUCGAGAGCUUACAAGCAGAGCUAGAGAAGGAGCAGAAAGCUGCCGCUCGUGCCGCUAAGCGCGCAGACGGGAAUGCGAAUGCCGAUGAUCAAGCAGCGGAAUUGCGCGAGGAGCUGGCGAAGGAGAAGAAGGAGCGUGUCAAAGCUGAAAAGGCUGUGCAAAAGGCUGCGGACGAGUAUGAGGCUCAGAGAGCGACUCUUGACGACAAGCUGGGCCAAUUCCGAACGAAAUUAAAGGCGACCAAGGAGAAGCUCAAGGAAACGGAGCAGGAACUCGCAGAAGCGCGUGAACAAGCCACCGCUAAUCGUGCCCAACCCGCGAAGAAGACCGCAAAGACCACCGCCGCGGGGAAAGCCAACCCCAAGAAACGCGGAGCCGCCGCUUUCGACGCCGAUGCUACUACCCUAGGCACACCAGGCGACGGACCCGCAGCAAAGCGCGGCCGCAAAGCCGAAGCAGGCGUAGGCAACAAGUCGACCUUUUCCAUCACGCCGUUUCUUAACAGGACAACGAGCAUACUCCCGGACGAGUCGCCUGCAGUCGACGUCGACGAGGAAGAAGUCUCCGAGAACGACAAGCCAGCUGCAUCACCUUCCGUUGCACCCACCAAGAAGACGAAACAACCCCUCGCUCCCAGCGACGCGAAUCUCCCCAUCAAACCCAAACCUCGGGCACGUAAAGCGAAAGCUCCUGCCACCCUCCUCGAGAUUGUCAAGGAGGAGACCUCCGAAGUAGACGUCCACGCUCAAGGCCAGGAGAACGCCAACGGCCCCGCAGCCGCGAAGAAAGUCGCCACCAAGACGUCUGACGGUCCGGAAGACGCGCCGAGCAAAGACCUCGUCGCGAAGAAGAAGAAACGCAAGUCCCUCGCCGACUUCCAAAAUUUCAACCUCGAGCCGGAAGUGUCGAAGAAGAAGAAGUCCGCCACGUCGACCGUCACUGGUAACACGAAGUCGAGGAAGUUGGGUGGUUUGGGCAAGACGUUGUUCGAUGAGGAGGACGAGGCGAGCGCGCCGACAAAGGGAUUGCCUGGCAGGGGGAUCUUUGCGGGCAGGUCGUUGUUGGGUGGGAAGAAGGCGGCGGGUUUGCUUGGGGGUGCUAAGGGAGGGAGAGGUGGUGUGGGCAGUUCGGUGUUGAUGACUGCGGGGGAUGGGAGUGGGUUUAUGUUUUCGCCGUUGAAGAGGAAGAGGGGUGGGUUGGAUGAUACGCUGAGAGGGUGA
This is a messenger RNA of Zymoseptoria tritici IPO323, 2052 nucleotides long. RefSeq lists its product as uncharacterized. NCBI's taxonomy places the organism in Eukaryota, Fungi, Ascomycota, Dothideomycetes, Mycosphaerellales, Mycosphaerellaceae. The record is from RefSeq and is a predicted model, not a curated record. The coding region runs from base 1 to 2052 and encodes 683 amino acids. The transcript has a single exon.